Brassica rapa (field mustard) is the source of this 3469-nucleotide messenger RNA. RefSeq names its product F-box/FBD/LRR-repeat protein At1g16930. Gene Ontology annotation, molecular function: protein binding. The record is from RefSeq and is a predicted model, not a curated record. Lineage: Eukaryota; Viridiplantae; Streptophyta; Magnoliopsida; Brassicales; Brassicaceae.
GAGAGAGAGAGAGAGAGAGAGAGAGAGGAGAGAGAGAGAGAGAGAGAGAGAUUCUUGUCUUUUCCCCCAUAAAACAUAAGGAGUUCCGGCGAUGAUGUAUGAUUCGAGCUCCGGUGAUGAUGAUUCGAGCUCCGGCAAUGACGACUCGAGUUCCAGCGAUGACGAUUCGAGCUCUGGUGUUGUUUUGAUUUGGUUUUCUCUUUUUAUUACACACAACUAUGAAUUGCUUUAUUAUAAUGUGAUAUUUCUUGUUUAAGUUGAUUGGUUUUGUUUUCAGUAUUGUGAAGUGGUGUUUUUCUUAAAUUAAAUUUGGUUACAGUGGUGUUGUUUAGGAGAAAAGUUACUUGUAUUAAACGUCACUUGUAUAAUUUGGUAAAGUGAUUCACGAUUUUCUUUGCAAUCCAAAUAAUUAAAAAGUGAGAUGGUUUGUUGAAGACAUAAAACACUUGAGCCAACUUAUUACAAAGAUAACAACUCAAUCAGAUUCAAACUCAACAAAAGCUUAUGCUGAUAACAAAAGAAGGCUUUUAACUCAAGAACGCAAGCACAAACGGAGCUUUGUGGCAUUGAUUUUGAUAAGUCUUUAGUGAAGUUAAAUGAGCUCUCUUCAAUUCUCUUACACAACUCUUAUACUUGAGCAUUCAUGAAAAAAACUGUAGUAGGUGGUUUGAUAAGGAGGCGUCCCGCAGAACGGCCCGCGAAAACCUAUAUAUUUUGCAGUACGGGUUUGGGCCGAUAUUUUGAAGACCGCAGUCCACGCGGGAUAGGUCCGCUGUAAUCCGCUCGACAACAACCCAUCCCGUUUGACAUCUCUAAUCCAAAGUCAUAUGUCUUCACGAUGAGACCUUCUCAAAAUUGAUUUUAUUUAUUUAAAUAGCCGCGUUCAGGCGACUACGUGAUCAACGCUCCAUGCCAUGUGGGCGACGUGUCAUAGAUUAUAAAUAAAUAAUUGUAUGUAUACGAUAAUAAAUGGCGCUUCUCAAUUAGUGUCCAACGUUUUAAAUACAGCCAUCUUCGUGCAGACCGACGAACUGAGAGUUUCUUCUUCAUCCUCACCGAGAAAUCUCUGUGGCGUUUUGCCGGAGAACUUAUAGUGGUUUCUAUCUUACUCAAAAGGUAAUUUCAGUAACUCAUCUCUGUUUUGAUUUUAUUUUUAUUCAUGGAGAUCUUGCGUUGACUUUUUUCCGAACUUUGCGAUCUCCAAUUUACAUGUUAAAUAUCAGAAUUAGGAAUUAGACAUGGAUAGCGAAACCUCUGUCAAAGAGAAUCAAAGGAACUUCGACAGGCUAAGCAAUCUACCUGAUUCGUUGCUAUGCAAGAUACUCUCUGACUUCUCCACCAAGGAAUCGGUUCGCACCAGCGUUUUAUCAAAACGUUGGAGAAAUCUCUGGUUGAAUGUUCCAGUACUGGACCUAGAUACUAGAACAUUCUCAGAUGAUGAUGUCUUUGUGAGUAUCAUGGAUAGGCUUUGUUCUGAAAAUGAGCAACGAUUUGAGAGAUUCAAACUGAUAUAUCAGUUAUACGAGCAUGAUGAAUCUCGUUUCGAGUCUUGGAUCGAUGCUGUGACUGGGCGUAGGAUUCUUCAUCUCAAUGUUUAUAAUGAGUUUGACGAUGAUGAUACGUUAGUUAAGAUGCCUCCAUCUCUCUAUUCAUGUGAGAGAUUGGUCAACUUGAGUCUCCGCUGCGUGUUCUUGGAUCAUCCUGAAUCUGUAACGUUGCCUUGUGUCAAGAUUAUUCAUCUAGAGAAGGUUAUAUACGCUUGUGAUUCGACUCUGGAGACUUUAAUAUCAAGCUGUCAUGUUCUUGAAGAGUUAACCAUAGUCAGUGACUACAAUGAUUCUCUGGAAGCUGUGCGUGUGCGUUCCCAGUCACUAAAGAGCUUCAGUAUAGAUUGUGAGCGUGACGAAAGUGAAGGUCAUGUUGUGGCAAUUGAUGCUCCAAGACUUGAGUGUAUGACUCUUAAUGAUCACAGGUCUGAUAGCUUCAUAAUACACAGUAUUGGUCCCUCGGCAAAGGUAAACAUUGAUGUUAGCUUUAAUGGGGAAGAUGAUGAGCCACUGGAACCAGAUGACUCUUCCAAGAUUACUAUGCUCAGUAAAUUUCUAACCGGGUUAUCUACCGUCAGCCACAUGACCAUCUCUGCUGACACUCUAAAUAUUAUUCAUGAUUACUGUGAAAUGGAACAGCUACCUAAGUUCUCCAACUUGUCUUACUUGGAAGCUCGCUUCCAAGACACUAAGUGGGAGAUGCUACCAGCCCUCCUUGAGAGUUGCCCAAAUCUACACUCCGUCAUCUUGGAAUUUGAUUGUCUUACGAAGACAGAGCAGGUUGAUCUUUCAUUAGUGCCACAAUGUUUCAAAUCAUCUCUUGAGUUUGUUCAGCUGAAGACAAUUGAUGGUGUUGACAUGAGAAAGAAUGAGACACCACUCAGGGGAACACCAAGUAAGAUGAAAUUAGCAAAAUACUUUCUAGAGAAUGGUGCAGCUCUCAAGAAACUGACUCUAAGGGAGAGUUUUUGUACCAUCAUCAACCAAAUCAAAUCUAUUCCAAGACUGACUAAGGGGUGUGAAGUUGUCAUGGAUUAGUUGAGCCAGCUUUGUGUUCUUGCUAUAUUGUUCUCGUUGUGCUUUGUUAAAAAUCACUUUUUCUUUCUUAUUUCGUCGUAUGCAUUGUUUAUUUUUUGGUUUUCAAGUUGGAGGAAGAUAUUAUUGACUUGUCUCAACACAUACCAUUUUUAUUCGCGAUGAAAGGACGAUCAAGGCUUAUUUGGAUCAUGGAUGUUAUUUGUGUUUUCCUUUUUCCCUUCUUAAAUUUAUCAUUAUAUAAUAAAACAGUCAUAAGUUCUACAAAUAUUACCAGAUCUUAGUUUUAGAUUUCUGUAUUGCUCAAAACUAUUUAAAAUUACACAAAGUCUCUAAAUCCUAUCAAUAUCCAACUAAAAUUCAAAUCUACGAUUCCAUAAUCUCAUUCUUAGGAAGUGUCCAAAUCUAAAAUCUCUUGUCAUGGUUAAUAUUUCUCUUGUUAACCAACUAAACUAACCUUAGAUUCUGAACCUGUCACAUAUACAGUAUACUAACUUGUCUUCUUUGGUUCUCUGUACUUUGCAGGAGUUCUAAAUUAUAAUUAUGGAAUAAUUUUUUUCAUUGUGUCUAUCAUCGCUUGUGUUUGUUGAGGUAAGAGAAAAAUAUAUGGAGGAUAUGAAGAAACUGGGAGUUAUUUUAUGGCUAAUUCAACAACCCUCAAGAGAUUCACGCUCCAUUUAGAAUAGAUAGGGGAACAAAUUAUGUGAUCCUCAACGAGCUCUUUGCAAUGGCAAGAAAAUCUAUCACGUGUGAAGUUGUUGUUCAACCACAUGUAUGUUUUCACUAGAUCUUUCAGUUAAUAGAGGUAUGUUUAGUAACGUCUUUUUUAUAACAUAUACUGUAGCCCACGGAUAAGAUUUAGCAAAAUCUCUAAUAAUUAGUUUACC